Pollicipes pollicipes is the source of this 3505-nucleotide messenger RNA. RefSeq names its product transmembrane protein 41A. The transcript is spliced from 5 exons. Bases 104 to 943 code for a protein of 279 amino acids. Lineage: Eukaryota; Metazoa; Arthropoda; Thecostraca; Pollicipedomorpha; Pollicipedidae. The record is from RefSeq and is a predicted model, not a curated record.
ACCGGUGUGUUUUGUAUUAUGCACGGCGUCUAGGCUUAUAUAUGAGACUGUUGAAACUCAUUGCAGUCAGGCAAAUGGCAAUGCUGUUUAACAUUGGGAAUCAAUGGCUGUAAGGUAUCUCGUCUGCCGUCGAAAACAGGAGCUGCACCUUGAACACCCAUCAGGUGUGCUGAUGCCGGGACAAGUGAGUCACAUCUGGAUCCUACCUGCUGUGGUGUCAGUUUCCACCCUCUGGCUGUAUCUCCUGGUCAGCAGGGCACCAGCUCUCACCACCUCUGAUGAGCAGGUGGAGAGCGCCCGCCUGCGGUUCCCGAGCACGUUCGCCGAGCUCAAGUCGCUGGCGGUGCUGCUGCGCCGCUACCAGGAGGAGCACUGGCUAUACACGCUGGUGCUCUUCUGCAGCGCCUACAUCUACAAGCAGUCGUUCUCGAUCCCGGGCAGCAUGUUUCUGAACGUGCUGUCGGGCGCCCUGUACGGCGCGCUGGACGGCUGGAUGCUGUGUUGCGCGCUCACGGCGCUCGGCGCCACGAACUGCUACCUGCUAAGCAAGUACUGCUGUCGGCAGUUGCUGCUCAAGUAUUUCAAGAAGCGGAUCGUGGAUCUCACGGACACGGUGCAUCGGAACCGUCACCAGUUGCUGUAUUUUCUACUAUUCAUUCGUAUUUUUCCGAUGACGCCGAACUGGUUCGUCAAUAUGGCCUCCCCAAUUGUCGGGGUGCCUCUGCAUAUGUUCUGCUUCUCAGUAUUUGUGGGUUUGAUGCCGUACAAUUUCGUUUGUGUGGAGGCGGGGGACGUCAUCGGCACGCUGUCGUCUCUGGACGAUCUGUUCUCCAAGACCACGCUGCUGAAGCUGCUCCUGCUGGCGUUUGUGAUGCUGCUGCCGUCGAUCUACAAGCGAUCUAGGCGGCAGCGGUAUGGCUUUGCAAAUUCCAGCGUGCUCUAGGGUAUUUCGGCGUCUGGCGUGGGGGAUUUGCGCAGAUGUUAUUUUAUUGUUCUGACGUCACGUUUUCCAGUCGACGCGCCCGAAAGCACCAAUGACGUCACGUUUUCUGUUAGCAGCUGUAGUUCUGCACGGGUGCCAUCCGAUGUGGGCUUUGGUUCCGUAGUUUUGUCCUGUUCGGUGUGAAGAUGCCAUUCCAUGGGGGCGCUUGUCGAUGUCAUACAUCAUAGUGCAUUGUGUAGUACACGCUGCGGAACUCGGGUGCCAAAAGGCUCGCUCACACCUACUGGAAAGGCAUGCCCAAACACUGGAUUGUCAAGCCAGGUUGUGCUGUCAGUGUUUUUUCCGCCGUUGGGCCCCUCACCUGUGAUGAGCGUGACGGUAGGUCAUACCCUGACCCGUCUGCUGAGUGGGGCGCCGAGCUGGCGCUAUUCUGGUCGUUUGCUGUGAUCUUUAGGGCUCUGACGUGCUCCUGGGAUGGAUGGAGUCGUGGUAGGGAGGCGGGUUUCGCCGCCAGUAAUGGGUGGAGUGCUAUGGGAGCUCGCUGACUCUAACUACAUGAGAGCACGACCCGUGCGCGGAGAACCGACCGCGAUGACGUCUGCGGCGCAGCUUACAGGGGAAUUUAGCGUACGAAGCUGUUUAUUCCUCCAGACCCUAGAACAUUGUCGACAAACUGGGGACCUGGUGUGUACUGGUUCCCCCAUCCCGCUAAUUUGCGCAGCACUACUUAGCACAAUAACUUUAUCAGGUCGUUUUCAAGUAAUUAGUGCUCUCCUUAACAGGAGCGGAUAAGGGAGCAGAUAAAUGCUAGCACUUGUGGGUUGCUCAGUGGCAUAUUGUUUGCACUCUUGACGUAUCUCGGGUACUAUGCGUAUGUUUAUGUUUUCCAGAUGACACUAACCUCACUCUUACCCCGUGACCACGAAGUAAAUCCAUAUGCCUCGUGUCCAGGUGUUCGCUGUCCACCUCUGUUAACUAUAAAUCGUUGUCAUCUGCAAGGAACAUACAAUUUUAUCUUCACUCAUUUUCUAUGCUUUAUUGGCCGCGAAUCGAGGGAAUUUUCGGAUUUAAAAGGUGCAUCACGGUCAUGGGCACAGGCAUUCCCAACGCCGUCAUCAUUACCGGGAAUACUAAUCCUCUGGGGUAAGUCAUAACCAAGAGAUGUGAAAAUCUAGCUGAGGCAGGGCCUCACAGGGGUCUCACUUUGGUGAGCAACUUUUCCUUGCGCUCGAGGGUAACCUGUCAUUAUGAACAGUGGAUGGACAUAAUCCCGGGCUGGAUCGAAAUCUCGUGAUCUUGCUGGGGACAGCGUGACGGUACAGUAGCUGUGCCGCUGUCGGCGUCAAACGUCUGAUUCAAGCCGCUUUCGCACGCAGUUUUGAAGAAGUUCCCAGAUCAGAUCCUGUCCGAUGUUUUACAACAGUCCGUUCGAGAUUGGGCAGCACGUAAAGGCGUUCUCCAUGCCGGCGGUGCCGUCUGUCGACUCGCCCUGGAUGGAGGCCGCGUGCGCGUGUGGUGUCGAGCCACAGCGAGGCGCCCUCCCAUUCGCCGUAUGCCGGUGGGCUGGGCUACGUGGCGUUAACACUGCGGGGUCCAAGGAGAAUCCCCUACUGCUGUCCGAUUAUAUCGGACCUCGCCUGAAUGUCUGGGUAGGCUAUGGUAUGUAUAUCUUCUUUAAAUUAAUACUGUAGAGUACAGCUUCCUUCCCGAAAUUAUGCAAAAGGGACGAACGAGGAUGAGGCGUUUGAAGCUCGCAGUAAGUAGGUGCUUACCGUUCCGCAAACAGCAAACCAACGAAAAGAGCGUAGCUCCGAACCUGGUGGUUCGUUUCUCGUAGGGAGAUGUUUAUUCGGGGACUACAAACUAAGGUUGUGAUACGAAUGAACAGUGACUGUCAGAUGAGGAUGGAGUCUAAGAUGAAGUGGGGUUUAAAACUUGCGCCAUCAGCUUCCAUUUCACACAAGCUUUCCUAGCUCGCGUCAAGGGACCAAUUGGAUGAAUCCCAAGUAGCUUUGAUUUCAUUUGAAGCCUCGCUUCAGACAUUGUUUCCGGGCUUGGUUUACUUCAUUGACUGAAUUGUCGCCGACUGUGCCAGACUACACGCUUUGGGUCGAGAAGUGCGUGUUGCCAUUGAGUCAUGCCCUGCAAACCCCACAUUUGGUUGGCAACGUGUAAUAAUUGAUGUGCAAGGAGUUGUGCAUGUGGAAUGCGCAUCACCCCUGUCUGUCACACACGCAUCACGGCGUCUGUCUGGCAUUCAACGCGCUGCAGAGGCCGCGUGCAAUAUCAACCACAGGCGCAGAACGUAUUCUUGUGAGACAUUAACACUCGAUCGUCUGUCGUGCUGUGCACAGACGACCAUUGUGUCGCAGAUGUGUCAAUUUAGCUGUCACAAUGUCGUCGUCGUGCUGUCGCGGUUCGAGCAGCUUGUGAACGGAUAAUCCUUCUCAUCCUCCAUCCUCGCCCGCGAACCGGCACAGAUGGGCUUUUCCCUGUUGCCUUACGUUCUAGUGAUGUGAUGCAAUGUUCAUAAUUUUUGACGUUGUCCAAUAAAACGAUUAA